ACAGCAGGGGGCGGGGCUAGGGCCGAGGCGGGCUGUUAUUGGGCGACCCGACUGUCCGUCAUCCCGCCCCGCCUGUUUACUGUCGCCAUGGAGACCGCGGCCCCGGCAACGCGGGGAACAACGGGACCGGGCGGGGAUAUUAAAGAUUAACAAGAUAACAGAAUGGAUUUCACCUUUUCUGUUAACCAACUGCAAGCUUUGUCAAACCUACUUACGCACCCAGAACAAGAGGAAGGGGAGCUGGAAGAACGGCCUGAUGGAGGAGCCAUUGCUCUGCAGCCCGGCCAUAUUGGACCUCCAAAACGAUCGAACCACACAGCAGAUUGCAGCAUUGUUGAGCCCACAGAUGUUAAAACAAUCUGGGUUGAGGAUGAUGUGCCUGAGGGGUCAGAGUAUGAAGACAUUUGGGAUACAAGACAACAGCCUGAGUAUGAAGUUCUGUUCAAACAGAGAGUUGGCACAGAGGAUGUGUUUCUAGGCAUGAGCAGAAAGGAUGGAUCGACAGCCUGUUGUGAAGACAUGGUGAUAAGAAUCAAUCUGCCCGGCUGCAAGUCAGCAGACCUGACUCUGGACGUCAAAGAGCGAUUUCUGGGCCUUCGCUCAUCUGUCUACAAGCUGGGUUUACACCUGCCCCAUCCUGUGGACAGCAAGAAUGGAAAGGCUGAGUUCCACGCUGACACUCACACGCUGCAAGUCACACUGACAAUGAAGAGAGACUUUGACUUCAUUAAUUUUGCUUGAGCAGACAGAAGGAAUGGGAGAUUUGGUCAGGGGCAGACCAAGAUAAAUUCAAGCAGGAACAAACAUUACUCUGGACUAUUGUCCUGUAUUUACACUGUGUUCUUAGCACAGGCAAUUUUAUGUACAUAUAUAGCUCAAUCAUCCAGAAAAGUGGGAUUUCACUAAGUACCACCAUGAUUCUAUACAACAAAGCUAAACCUGCCUCCAGGCCACAUCUGCAUAAUCUCACUCCCACAGCUCUUGACAGCAGCAGCACAGAUGGAGGCACUAAAGUAUAAUAUUCUGAGCAUUAUUGUUGUUUAUUAUUGUAUAUUAUCUUUGAUUUGUUCUGAAAAUGGAAGUGAGGAAGAUGAUCCACAAUAAUUGUAAUCUCAUCUUCUUUAUAAUAUUUGGUGCAUGUUAAACCAUAAAGCCCUUUCUGUAACUCUGACUAUGCCCGGCAGAUAAGCUGAUACAAGACAGGAAAUCGAGCACAGAUCACUGACUCCCCGUCAAAUACGCACCAUGGACAUCUCUCAUCUGGCCAUUCUUUGGUGAUGUGUAGUUGAUAGAGCACACUACAGGUUGCCCUCUUUAUUCCCGCCUUGUGCCAGGGUAAUAUCCUGUUGACAUAUUGUGUUCUUCCUUUCUACUGGAUAAAUACCUCAAAGUUCCCCAUGUGCACUGGCAGCCGUUCAACUCAGGUCAUUAAUAUUCUACCCCAGUACCUAUCCAUUUUAGUGCUUGCUCCUCUAUAGUUUCUGAAACUUGCUGUGGAAACAAACCUUCUGCAGAAUUUGUACUGUUUAUUUCUUUCAAUCUGAAACGGUUUAGAUCUGUUAUUUUAAUAUAUUUUUCCUAUUAAUCUUUCUGGUGUAAACUGAGGAAAAGUGGGAAUUAAAUGUGUCUGAGGUUCCCUUGUGGCUCAA
This is a messenger RNA of Amblyraja radiata (thorny skate), 1649 nucleotides long. It is a transcript of the gene dnaaf6, whose product is annotated as dynein axonemal assembly factor 6. NCBI's taxonomy places the organism in Eukaryota, Metazoa, Chordata, Chondrichthyes, Rajiformes, Rajidae. Gene Ontology annotation, molecular function: protein-folding chaperone binding; dynein intermediate chain binding. The record is from RefSeq and is a predicted model, not a curated record. The coding region runs from base 163 to 741 and encodes 192 amino acids. The transcript has 7 exons. Gene Ontology annotation, biological process: axonemal dynein complex assembly; flagellated sperm motility. Gene Ontology annotation, cellular component: cytoplasm.